AUGAAUCAAUGUGACGAGCGGCUGAACCAGGAGACACCAGAGCCAGGAGACAUCAGAACCAGGAGACACCAGAACCAGGAGACACCAGAGCCAGGAGACAUCAGAACCAGGAGACACCAGAACCAGGAGACACCAGAGCCAGGAGACACCAGAGCCAGGAGACACCAGAGCCAGGAGACACCAGAACCAGGAGACACCAGAGCCAGGAGACACCAGAACCAGGAGACACCAGAACCAGGAGACACCAGAACCAGGAGACACCAGAGCCAGGAGACACCAGAACCAGGAGACACCAGAACCAGGAGACACCAGAGCCAGGAGACACCAGAACCAGGAGACACCAGAACCAGGAGACACCAGAACCAGGAGACACCAGAACCAGGAGACACCAGAACCAGUAGACACCAGAACCAGGAGACGCCAGAACCAGGAGACACCAGAACCAGGAGACGCCAGAACCAGGAGACACCAGAACCAGGAGACGCCAGAACCAGGAGACACCAGAACCAGGAGACACCAGAACCAGGAGACACCAGAACCAGGAGACAUCAGAACCAGGAGACACCAGAACCAGGAGACACCAGAACCAGGAGACACCAGAACCAGGAGACGCCAGAACCAGGAGACGCCAGAACCAGGAGACACCAGAACCAGGAGACACCAGAACCAGUAGACACCAGAACCAGGAGACGCCAGAACCAGGAGACACCAGAACCAGGAGACGCCAGAACCAGGAGACACCAGAACCAGGAGACACCAGAACCAGUAGACACCAGAACCAGGAGACACCAGAACCAGGAGACACCAGAACCAGGAGACACCAGAACCAGGAGACAUCAGAACCAGGAGACACCAGAACCAGGAGACACCAGAACCAGGAGACACCAGAACCAGGAGAUACCAGAACCAGUAGACACCAGAACCAGGAGACACCAGAACCAGGAGACACCAGAACCAGGAGACACCAGAACCAGGAGAGACCAGAACCAGUAG
Knipowitschia caucasica is the source of this 993-nucleotide messenger RNA. The record is from the annotation of a GenBank genome assembly. Lineage: Eukaryota; Metazoa; Chordata; Actinopteri; Gobiiformes; Gobiidae.